AUGUUCAAAUUGGAAUCAUAUAUAACACCAGUGAUUCUCAGUUAUGUUGAAAAAUAUGUGAAGAAUUUUAAGCCAGAACAAUCUCAGGUAUCACUCUUAUAACAUGAUUAUAUUUUUUUAAAAUAUACUAUUUUAGUUUUGGAAGAACAACUUAAUCUUCCUUUUGUGUUUGUUAGUGGUCAUAUACAUGAGUUGCUUAUUCAUGUUCCAUGGGUAAAAAUUACUUCAGAACCAAUUGUUAUUACAAUUAAUACAAUAGAAUGUAUCUUAAAAUUAAAAGAUGAUAAUAAAGUGGAGACCAAUCCAUCUGCCUUGCAGAGGAGGCAAGAGAUACCACAGGAAGAAGCACCUCCUGGGUACAUAAAAAGCAUUGUAACAAAAGUUGUAAAUAACAUAACAAUUAACUGUAAUAAUUUAAUUCUAAAGUAUGUGGAGGAAGAUAUUGUUCUUAGUGUCAAUGUCAGAUUUUUAAGUAUGCAAACUGUUGAUAACAAAUGGGAACCAGCAUUUACUGAUGUUAAUGCCUAUGAAGUUAUGCUUAGGAAAGUUAUUACUAUUCAAGACCUAACAUUAUGUUUAGAUAAAAUGGAUGCCUCUGGAAAAAUAGAAAUAUAUCAAGAUCCCGUUCUGUAUCGAUGUUCGGUUAUAAUACGCUUAAUCAUAAACUACCACAGUAAUACCGCAAGAAAAGCUUCCAUAACACGAUUGGAUCUGCACUGUCAAAAGAUGGAGUUUAGCAUAACAGAGCAACAAGUACCAAUGUUGCUCAGAUUAGCUGCAUUGAUAAUGGCUUUGCAAACUAAACAAUUCCCAUCCAGUAAAGAAAAAUCUUCAAUUUCUGCAGAAGAAAGGGAAGACAGUAUACAAGAUGAUAUAGAUCAUGCAAGUGGUGCUGCUGUAGACAAUACAGGAUGGGGUGGAUGGGCUUGGAACAUGAUGUCAUCUUUGUUACCCAUUGAUUGGGAUAAUGAUUGGUCUGCAGAACAACAAAUGGCAUAUUCUGGUCAUACUAUCCAUUUAGGCAUAUAUGUACAAGAUGCUACUUUAACUUUUAAGACAGUUGAAAAUGUUAAAGAGCAAUUAUUUUAUAAAUCCCGUAAGCUUCGAUAUAAAUCGUUUCUAACAUUGCGAUUACAUGGUGUAGUAGUCGACACAUUGAUUCAAGGAAUUGCAAUGACUAGUUUUCAAAUUGAAAUGGGUUGUAUACGCAUAUAUCCAAGGGGAACAUGUAGUUGUGGACACCUUGAAGUAGUUGAUGGAGCACAACCGCCUUUGUAUUUAGUAGCUGGCAAAUUGAAUACACAAUACUUGAAAGAUUCAUUAUUCGAUAAUAACUCGGUAGAAAACAAAGGGAAAAAAAGAGAGUAUAAGCAAGGAAUAUAUUAUUAUUUACACACAGUUUCAGAAGAGCGACUGAUAGAACGGUGUCCUGCAUUUGCUAUGGACUAUGUCCAUUGUGUUGAAUUACCAGAUGACAUAACGCCUGAAAAAUUGGUAGAAUUUGGGUCUAAUUUUGAAUAUAGCAAUUUUCACGAACGUAGAGUAAUGAGGUAUAUUAUAGGCGAUUUAACUAUUAGACUAUGUUCAGGUAUUUUUCACCGUAUCGAAACGAUAAAACAAGCUGCCGCAAAUUACGAUUACAAUCCGUAUCUUGUUACGAAACCAGAUCCACUCGUGGAUGAACUACCACCAGUUACAUUAGAAGAAUACGAAGCCUUACGAGAAAAUGUAUCAAUGGUCGAGACGAAAUUAAAAAUAAUGAAAGCAUCUCUUCAAUUACAAUUAGCCGAUCAUUCUAUAACCGGGCUACCAAGACAACGAAAAAUGGUUGAAACACCUGCUCUUACAGACGAUCCUUUCAUGAGCAUUGAAUGCGAUGAAGCAAUAGUGACAAUGCUUCAACCUUUAUAUCCAUUUAGGCUUGCAGCUUGUGCAUCCAAGCAAACAGAUCUUCUGGCAGAAAUGUUCAAUCAGUGUCAUAAGAUUAUCACAUUACAGGUGAAUGGAGCAAGAAGUCAACUUUAUUUAACAAAAAAUUGCGAUACAUCGAUAAUAAUGCCUUACUCGAUUGAAUGUAAUAUCAAAAAAUUACUGUAUCCUCAGUACUGGCUAGAUGUUGAUUUAAUAUAUGAAACGUACGCGGUACAUAUGGACAGUAUUACAAUCACUGGAACAAAAGCAAAAUUAAUGGUUGCCAUGUCCAUUCUGACUUCAAUUUUCUAUCCUAAUGACACAACUAAUCCUCUGGUGUGUUCCUCUUUAUUUAAUGACGCCUGUGAAGAGACAAAUCCUAUAUAUCUAGAAUUAUUACUAGAAAACGUAAAUUGUAAAAAGUUGUCGUCUUUAGUUACAAUAUCAAAUGAAUUAAAUAUAAGUUCGAUAAAAAUGUUCGCUCUUAACGAGACACAGCAGGCCUUUAUAUUUUCAGGACCAGAAAGUAACAUUCAUAGUGAUGCAGAAACUAAAUCGUUACUCACAGCUGUAGUACAAUUUCCGCAAGAUGUUGAAAGGCAAACGCAUCCACCUUUGAUUUCACUUCAAAUGGCAGAUAUCAGAGCAUCGCUUGAUCCACUGUUGUUUAAGUGGCUUGAGUAUCGCGUCACAUAUUAUAAUUUAAACACUUUGUGCACAACGCGACCCGAAGUGCAACAACAUGUAGAAGGCACAUCUUCUGAUACUGGUACAAAGAAAAAAACAUUUCCCAGUUUGCACGAAAGCGUGCACAGUUCUUCGGAUAAAGAGAAACGAAAAUCAAUCGUAGCGACUGAAAAAUCACAGACUCUACAAAAUGACGAAAUUAAAAAAAAACACGAUUCUAAAUCUGAAAAUGAGAGACAGAACUUACAGAAUUUGGGAAUAUUGGUCAGAUUAGCAGAACUGUAUCCAUGGUGGUGUGGUCUUGUUUUAAGUGGAUGUGUUGGACAUAUUGUUAUUUACAUACCAUCAACUACAAUGAAUGGUGUUGGUUCAUAUGGUAUAGAGGAAGCCAAGGACAGAGCGUUAAAAAACGAUAAUAAUUUACAAAUGUUAAUAAUCAAAUUGCCUACUCUUCUUGUUCACUCGUCCAAUAUCAGUUCUGAAUUACUCACGCCUUAUCUUCAGGAAUUACCAAUAAAACUACCGAAAUCGAUGUGGACAAAUAAAUUACAAAGUUAUCCAUGGAUGUUGAGUCUCGUUGAUUUUCAUUGUUACAUGUUACAACAACAAACGCAAAAGAACUUCAUUAAAAAAGUAUCGUUAAAUGCUACGGUUGCUCUUACAACUAAAGUCGUAACAUCUCCAUCAGGCGGAAGUACACUGACUUCGUUGGGUGUUUGCGUUCAUAUUGACAAUUCUCCUAUUAUCGUUUCGAUCUGUGAAGAACAGGUAGUUUUCAUGAGCAAAAUAAUAUCGAGUAUUCUGAGCGCGUUGCGAGAUACAGGCAGUAAUAAUAAAAGUGUUGUAGUUAGUACUCAAAUAAGUACCGAAACACAAGUUGUUCUCCCUAUCAUACCACAAACACCAUCCACACCGACGCAAUUACUAUACCCCGAAGAUACAACUACAAACUCGACAAUUUCAACCUCGAAAGAUGACUCUAUACAAGAUACAGACGAACUAGUUUUAACAGCAUGGAUUCAGUGGACCAUAACGAAGAUCGCGGUGAAAUUAUACGUCACGGAGAAGGAAAAUUUGUCCUCGUUAAAAUUAGUCGUUGACUUAGAAGAUAUCAUUACUUCUUUAGACUUACAACCUGUCUAUUUUAAAUUAAAAAAUAAAGUUACGACAGUCACUGUAUUUCAUUAUACGAGAGCACCGAAUUCAACAACUUGGGACAUCGGUGAGUACGUAGGAACGGUUCUUUGUGGAAGGGAGGAUAAUUUAGAAAAAGGUGAUGAUUCUGGCUUCUUCAGCUUCACCUUAACUAGAGCAAAAUCAGGAAACGUUCAUACACGAUGGGGUACAUAUAAACGGCACAAAAGUCAAAAGAAGGAUAUAAUGGCAGAAAUAAACUUGUCUGCUAACAGUUACAUUUCUGAAGUGGUUGUAAAAAUGCAAAUGGUGGACAUCAUUUUGCCUCUUACCAUACUAAGCAAAUAUAUGCAAUUAGUAAAGCCUUUCACGUGUUUCUAUCAGUCCGUUGAAACAAGUACUGCUGAAAGUUCUGAACCAAAUGUGACGCCAGGCUUAAACAGGAUCACUAGUCUUGAUAAUGAAACAUUAGCAUUACUAUAUCUAGACUUUAAAGGACUUAGAUUGAUGCUACCAGCCUCGAACAUCGUAAAAGUCAAACCGCAACACGAUCUACUGAUGCUUCAAUUAGACGGAAUCCGCAUUACACCACACGCUGAGAAUCCGAUUUGCAGAACACCUUUAAGAUUAGACAUAUAUCAACUUGCAGCUCAAGCAAAUAUUUUAAAUAUACCAGGCUCUGCUGUGGAAGAUCGACAAUAUCAAAUUAAUAUAAAAAGCAUAUGCGCCCACACGACUACUUGGAAGAAUUAUCAAAUGAGUAUUAAUAAAAAAGUGUCUCAAUCAUAUCUAUACACCAUGAACGAAAAUCCUGCGUUAGAGUGGAAUAAACUUGGACACGGAAGUAGUUUAGAACGACAGUUCUCCACACUUCCGUUAUUAUCGAAGUUUGAUUUAUGCCUAAUUAUUGCUCCACCAGUUUUAUUCAAACCAGAUGUAACGGUAUGUGGAAGUGCAGUCGAAGUGAAUUGUAUCACAGAUAUUGAAUUAACAAUUAACUUAGACCAGAUUCAUUUGUUUUCAAUCCUGUAUAACGAUUUGCAAAAUUUAUUGCUGGGCAAUUUUAAUCAAGAGGAAUAUACGACCACUUAUAGCAAUGCAACACAGAAGCCUUCGACCUUACAGCAUCAAACUAACAUGAAACAAAUCACUUGGACGAAGCAAUCUUCCAAUGAUAUAGAUGUUGAUUUCACUAAAGACAGUGGCGUAGACUUUGAGACAUCCAGCGUAAAUUCUACGGUUGUUGGUAAACCAACAUCGUUAGACACCUCGAUACUCUUACCCUUUGAAUUCCUAGUGAACUGUGGGAAAAUAACAUUCGUUCUUUACGACAUUCAUCAAGCAACAACAGAGUACGAAGUCGAUAUAAAUGAAGUUGAAGAAGAUGAGGGUGAAAGCCAAAAGCAACCUUUAUUAUACGUAAUAGUAAAUCAACCGAACAUAUAUUUUUCACAACAGCAUCCAUCGCAAAAGAUACAUGUAUCGUGCUUCGAUAUAACGAUGGCACUCGGAGAGAAAGAAAAUCAAGAAUUAAUUGCAAUACCAACACAAAAAGAUUUCAAGGUUUUUAUGAUCGAAACGAAGAAUGGUGAUUUACACCCGGAUACAGGCAUUCCACCAUCGUUUAUAACGUUGAAAUAUGAAAAAACUUUGGGGAAAAAUUCACAGUUCUUUAUCGACAUGGGUAGACCUACAAAAUUUUAUUUCUCUUUAUCAAGAUUGAAUCAGAUUCGUACUAUAAUGCGUGAAAUAUUGUCUUCUAUCGUAAAUCAACAUGAAACAACGGAAUCAGAACAACGUGACGAUGUUAAAACACCCUCAAUAACGAAAUCGAGAAAGAUGAAUUGGCCUGACUUGAAUAUAUGUACAAAACAAGUUGUACUGUCUCUUAAAACCGAUUCUGGUGCUGAAAUAGUAAUCAGUUUGGCUUCAUUAUCCGAAAACGUUUCAUCCCUUCUUAGACCUGAUAGAAUCUACUCUAAUAUGUCUGUAGAUUCUUUUAUCGUAUCUGCAACACUUAAUGGGAAUAUAAAAGUACUCUUGCAUCCAUGGUGCUGUAACAUUACAAUGUGUUUACUUUGGGAGACAUGGCUGAACGUUAACUCUAUCCCUCAGAUACAAAUUCAGGCAGACAGCGAUAGUCUCUAUUUAGAUUUCGGGCCGGAACAGAUAAAAAUUAUAAAAAAUGUCAUGAAAGAUUGUCAAUUGUUGUUAAGUGAACUAACAACAUGUCCCUCAAAGAACAAAAACAAUGAAAACCAAAUUGUACUUUCAACUGAGCAGCAUUACAAAGACGAUCUAAAAGCAGGUGCAUUUCAAUUUGUUAAUGGGAAUGCAGAUGAGUUACCAUUUCCGUAUCAAGUUAUAUUUUUCACUUAUCCUCAACAAUCAAUGGCCUGGAGAUACCCUCAACCCAGAACAUUGACAAAAAUACAUGUAUCUCCAGUUCCAUUCGAAACAUUGGAUUCUGAGAGUGGAUACGUUGACAAAGUAUUUUGCGUUCUUGAAUAUUGGAGCGAUUGUCACAUGUCGUAUCAGCGAUACGCUGACUUUUAUUUGUCAGAAACCGAUUCGUACCGCUUAGAGCUUCCUGAGAAAUCUCCUGCAAGAGCAGUAGCUUGUAUAUGGCGUGUGGUUCUAUUGUCAAAUAAUAAUCGACCCAUUUCUAAAACAAUAAUCUCUGCUCGUGUCCUGGCAGCAUGUUUACGCAUCGAUUCAUACUUCAAUUCCUCAAUUAUACCUAACGUACAAGCUGCACUCAAUAUCGGUGCCAUUCAUGUGUCUAUGUACAAUCAUGUCAGUUCGACAAUGUACAACAAUUUGCACCCACCUCUGAAGAACUAUACUUUCAAGGGUACAAUACCUGAAACUCAAUGUUUCAUGACUUUGGAACAUAAAGGAGCUAUCCUGGUACUUAACAGUUGGAUAGAUGGUUCAAUGCUGAUUGAUAUUAGCGGUACAUUCGGUGUACACAUAUUAGAUUAUGGUCAUUUGACUAUGCAAGAGAUACUAGAUCCUGUAGAAGCGAGAUUCCAACUCUCGCUGUCACAUAAAGCGGAUGUAUCCUUAACGUGUAGUCCAUUAUCGUUAAAACUGAGUCCAACGAUAGCUCACACACUGGCUGUUUCGAUGCAUUUAUGGUAUGCGGCCCUUAAAGAAGAAAGUAAGAGUGCCAUUCUGUUCACGCGUUAUGUAGUAGCUAACGAUAGCAAUAUGCCUAUUCUUUUUGGUCAAAGUGGUACAGGAGAGAAUAUACUACUGGAGAGUAGAGAAUGCACAUUUUAUUCGUGGAGAAAUAUUGGCAAUAAAAUGUUACGAAUUGCGAUACAAGAAAAUAUCUGGUUGUGGAGCAAACCAUUCUCUGUCGGCGUAGAUGGAAUCCAGGCUGUUGAGUUCAGUAACUCUGUAACUAAAGCGGCUGCAUUCGUAAGCGUCAUAUCACUCUCUGCAACUCAAAAGCUUGUAACAGUCUCUGGUCAACUAGUGAUUUCCAAUCAAUUAACCGACAAUUUCGAGAUGAAAUUAGUUAAGUACGAAGCUGAGAUUGAGUCAAAGGUGACUGUACUGAAAGAUGUGUAUCCAGUUUCUGGUAAAAGUCGACCACCUUCCGUCAUACUCGAUGGAAACAAGAAAAUGGCGAUACGUUUGCGUUUCACCACUGUACCACAUCUGUCUUGGACAGGGGACAUUCCUCUUCAGCCUAACGUUAAAUGGGGGCAGCCGUGGCUCGUUAAAGUUCCGUUACAAGAACGUGGACAAUUUUUAAGCAUUUGGGUUAGAAUAGUAACCCAAACGAUUCAGGAUAAGACAAAAAUACUAGCUGUACUCAGUCCACUUUACAUGAUUCGUUCGCAUUUACCGGUACCAGCUAGAGUACAAAUGGACACACCUUCGUUGAAGAUAUCUUUGAGUACAAUGGUGAAUGGUCGAGGUGAACGACAGCAGCUGUAUUGCCCUGGAACAUUUGAACACUUUCAUCAGCUAACGUUUCAAUUAGAAUCUGGUGUUUCUACAUCUAAUCCAUACGUACCACUGUCUUACAGCUCUGUGGACCAAAGAAAAUUCUUCAGAAGACCCGAGAUUGAAGAUAUCGAUGGUAUUUUACAAGAUCUUGAAAGUCAAAAGGAUGAGACAGAAUGGCCUUUCCAAGGGGACGUGGUUGAGGAAUGGACAUCCGCGGAACAGCCUCAAACACAUGUACAAGUAAAAUAUCAGGAUGCUGGAUUAGUCUCAAGUACCCUGCUAUUAGAGCUGCAACCUUGGUGUUUCAUGUUAAAUUCGAUGGGAUGUCAUCUAUCUCUCGUGUCAGAGGACAUUGAACUCUGUCAGAUACCUCACUACGGUAUAGUAACACCGCCAAAGUUGGAAGGUACAUUCCAUUUAUGCGUUGGUAUUGGCGACACAUUCUACACGUCCCACGCUCUUCAAUUAGCUCGACCUGACUGGAGUCAAAGUUUCUACAUGCCAAGAAUCGGUGGACUUAUUCCCGUUGAAGGAAACGUUAAAUCCUGUGUCGAUUGUGGAUCGAGCAUUUCAAUUAUGAGCAUCAAUUCGGGUAUGCACGAAGAUAUGCGGCUGGUGCGGAUCAUAAGUAGCCACGUUAUUAGUAAUUUAACUUCUCAGGAAUUAUGCAUUGCUACAUUAGCAGUACACGAAGAUGCAACUAGACUGGAAUUACCCAAUGAUCUUACUCCAUUCAGCCUUAACAUUCCUCCCUCUGAAGAUCAGAAACAAGGCAUACCAAUUAUACAGUGGUACACAUUGUACAUGGAAGAUGUUGUAGAGCCUCUUGCUCUUUAUAUAUCUCUCAGUUUAGGACACAAAUGGUCCUGUCCAGUUCGAGUAGAUCAGGCUAUGAGUCGUAAAUGCAUUGCCAUUCCAAAUGGCUCUAGCACUAUGCCAGUAGUCAUUACAAUACAGGAGGAUAAAGGGGUAACAUACAUAAUGAUUCAUAAUGAUCAUCAUCCUCAGCUAUUGAUUGAGAAUACAUGUGCUUUCAAGAUUCUACUGGGUCAGGCUAAUGAAACAGCUGAAGGGAUAAUACCAGACACUUCACACUUUAUGUGGAUCUGUGAAAUUGAGAGCAAUGCAACAUAUCACUAUUCCAUUCCUUCUGUCAGCAAUAGACUACCCGAUGUACCAGUUACAAACACGUCAAAUGUAUUAUUAUUUUCUGCUGUGACCAGUCAUAAUGAGCAAGUAACAAGGAGUAAAGAAUUACGAUGGUCACGGGGUAUAAAUUUAUCUACAAUAUCAAGUGUACCAAUGGAUCAGUAUGUAAGGCUACCAUCCUACGGAGAUGUGAAACUGAUCAUGCAGAAUCGUUGUUACACCACGUAUAUUAGUAUCGUUCCAAUAUCGCAAGUGGAGGUGUCUGCACGAGAUAUCAGAAGUCGACUUCUGAGGAAAGAAAACGACACGAACGAUGCAGAAACGAUGCACGAUAAAUUUACUAGUGAUCAGGAUGACGAUCAGGCAGUUAUAAACAUACAUAGUUCUGAAAGCUCGACUUCAGUAGCAACUUUCUUCUCUGCUCGUGAUGAGAGCAUAACUACAGAACUGAAAGCUCCUUCACAAAUGAAUUUGCAACAUUUAAUGAGAGAUAUAGACAGUGUGAAAGUUAACAUGAACGAUGAUGGCAAGAACAGCGAGGAGAAUAAUUGUAAAGAAGGUUCUGCGACUGUUUGUCUUCGUGGAGUGACAAUCAUUAUCAUGCACGACAUGAAUGAGAAUGCUCAGAGAAUCGAGAUAGCUAGCUUGUCUAUGACUGACGUUAUAGUUACUGUCACUGCAAGAAGUAGAACCGUAAAUUUACACGCUUUUGUAGGUGAUCUACAGUUGGAUAAUCAACUGUUUGAUCAAGGGGGUUUUGAUUUUCCAGUGGUAUUGAUCAGCCAAAGUCCACUUCUUACAAAAGGGACAGCAUUUUAUUCUAACAAUUGUUUAUUAAAUAAAAUAGAACAAAUAAGAGAGAACUCGUUGAUAGUGAUUGAUUAUGUUCUAGAAAAUCAGGGACAGUUGAAAGCAUCGAAAGAUCUUCAUUUAAAAAUUGCCCCAAUUAGUGCAUACAUUGAAGAUACAUACAUUACACAAUUAUUGAAUUAUGCUACUUCAAUGGUACCGCCUCGAUUUUUGGUAUCAGAUGAUUCAAAGAAAGCAAGAACAUUACUUUCAACUAUUGGAGUGUACAUUCCUGAUUAUAUAAUGGUUGACACAAAAAUAUUAAGUGCCCCAUUAAGGUUACAAAAUUUAAAGAUAGACCCUGUAUCUAUCUUAUUAAGUGUUCAUACUUCUGUACGUUUAUACGUGGCUUUAGAUCAUUCUCCCUUAUACUUUGGAACUUUUGAAAAGAAGAAUAUUUUAACUACACCUUACAGACUUGGCAAUGCACUUACAAUGCAUUACUUAUCUGGUGCCAUAUUUGGAGCAGGAUGGGUAGUAGGGUCUUUAGAAAUAUUAGGUUCACCAGGAAGCUUGGCACAAGCUCUUGGUUCAGGACUUCGAGAUUUUAUUUCACUUCCAUUCCAAGGUUUAUUGCAAGGACCAUGGGGUUUUAUUGUUGGAAUAACCCAUGGUUCAGCCAGUUUAAUGAGACACGUUACUGCAGGUACCCUAAACUCGGUAACGAAGCUAGCAUCCAGCGUAGCACGAAAUUUAGAUCGUCUAACACUCGAUGAGGAACAUCUUCAACGACAAGAAGAGUCGCGAAGAAUGCGUCCUCAAGGAAUGGCACAAGGACUGUACCAAGGCUUGACUGGACUUGGAAUGAGUCUUCUUGCUGCUGUUGCUGGCCUGGCACAUCAUCCUUUGCAACAAGUAUGGUCAGGAGAAGUGACUACUAAAAGUCUUGUCACUGGUGUUGGACUUGGAUUAGUUGGAGUAGUUACUAAGCCUUUGAGUGGAGCUGCAGAAUUAGUUGCAUUAACUGGACAGGGAUUGCUUCAAGGAGCUGGCUGGAAUUCUUUGCCUUCGCCACGACAACGACCAGUGGUUCAAUAUACGUCCGGAAAUAAUAAGGCAUCUAUUAGAUACGCUUGGUGGCCACUACCCGUACUCGAAAAUAAUCAUGAGAAUAUUCUACACGUUGCUAAUGCAGAUUUUGUGAUCCAACAAGGCAGUAGUCGUGCAGUAACGUUAGUUUUAACAAGACAUGCAUUGUUACUACUUAAUGCAGCCGAAGAUAGCGUAGAACGAAUAUUUUUAUUGAGAGAUCUAACAAGUGCUGAUCAUCACUUGGAAUCAACAAUAUGUUUGUACCGUUCCCCAAAGACCGCACAGACUAACAGGUCUAUCUCUUCAGCACCAUACGAGAUGGAUCAAGAAAUGCGAGCACGAGUAGCGGAAUACGUACGAACUAGUAGCACUGGCUUAGCCAGCGUUUCUACUAACAGCGAUGGACAGUCGGACAGUUAUGAAAAUACCACUCCUAAUUCCGACCGUACACUUACGUUUUACGUAUCCCCGGAUUCGCGCAAUUAUUUAUUAUCGUUAUUUAAUAUCGCUAAAAGACAAAAUCAGGGUAGUGGAUUUAGAGUAUUAUAA
Messenger RNA from Habropoda laboriosa, 11274 nucleotides. RefSeq names its product vacuolar protein sorting-associated protein 13B (gene Vps13B). The record is from RefSeq and is a predicted model, not a curated record. NCBI's taxonomy places the organism in Eukaryota, Metazoa, Arthropoda, Insecta, Hymenoptera, Apidae.